Penicillium brasilianum is the source of this 824-nucleotide messenger RNA. Lineage: Eukaryota; Fungi; Ascomycota; Eurotiomycetes; Eurotiales; Aspergillaceae. The record is from the annotation of a GenBank genome assembly.
CAGGCGCCCCAUUCUCCCUCUACCUCAAGCUGACCAUCAGAAUCUCACCUCUCGAACCACCCCGCACUCCUAAUCAUCCAGCAUUUCAGCAUCACUAUUGUCACUAGAUCACCAUGAAGCUCGUCAUUGGCGGUUCAACUGGCUACGUCGCCACAGAAGUCCUUUCUCAGGCCCUUAAAAAUCCUGCAAUAACCUCGAUCGUUGCCCUCGGUCGACGCGAGGCCCAACUGUCUCCAGAGACUGGAUCUGACGCUGCAAAGCUGAAAAUCAUUGUCUGUGAUAACUUUGAGGAUUAUCCCGACAACGUGAAGAGCGAACUUGAGAAUGCAGAUGCUUGUAUCUGGACCAUCGCCAUAACGCCCAAAAGGCUCAGCACAAUCCCAUGGGAAGAAACAUGCAAGAUCUCACGCGACUACGCAACCACUGCGGUCAAAACCCUGGACACCCUCCGCCAACCCCAGCCCAGGGGGAAACCACUACGCUUCCUCUAUAUGAGCGGACAUUUAUCGCAGCGUACUCGAGCCCAAAUCCCCGCUGUCCUACGGGAUAGCGGCCUGAGUGAUUACUCAUUACUACGGGGAGAGGCGGAGACGCUGAUCCUAAACUACGCAGAACGAUCGCAAGGAGCAGUUCAAUCCUGCGUCGUGAAGCCGGGACUCAUUGAUGCUCCAGGGGCGGAAAAGCGUGAGGUCCCGGGUGUCCCGCACAUUGAAUUGCCGGAUAUUGCGGCUGCCAUGCUGGAUCAGGUUGUUGGUGGGUUUGAGAAGGAUACGUUGAGUAAUGAUGAUUUGGUGCUGAUUGCGCAGCGGGCUUUGGUUGGGUAG